CAACCGGCGACCACAAAGAUGACGUAUUUCAAACUGACCAUCUGUGUCGUAGCAGUUUUCAUUGGAUUGACGCAAGUUCCUGGUCAUGUUAGCUGUCAUAAAUUUCCACCACCACAGGGAAAAGGACCACCCGUGGGGAUGAGACUAGUGCCUUUACCUAUACCUAGACCGUUUCCUAUAAGAGCACGUUCUGAUGAAAGACAGAAGACCGUUUUAUUGGUCAAAGACAAUGGAAUUGGUGAUGUAUUUGGUGGAUUUGGUGGAGGAAUUGAAUCAUUAUUGCCACUAUUAGCGAUACCCCUUCUAUUAUUGGCAUUAGGUCUUGGUAGAACAACUACAGCUAUGGCCACAGCCGCAACAACUGCUGCUGCCGCUACCACUGCUGCUGCCGCAACCACUGCUGCUGCCGCUACCACUGCUGCUGCCGCUACCACUGCUGCUGCAGCCACCACUGCUGCAGCCACCACUCCUACAACUAUGGCUGGAUAAAUGGAUAUGCGAAAAGAUAUAUUGAGUGCUUCCAAUGUGUACUUUUUUAUGCUAAUAUAAACAAUUAUUAAUCUGUAA
Molecule: messenger RNA, 567 nt
Organism: Mytilus californianus (California mussel)
Lineage: Eukaryota; Metazoa; Mollusca; Bivalvia; Mytilida; Mytilidae
Exons: 4
Coding region: 19-489 (156 amino acids)
Source: RefSeq, a predicted model, not a curated record